This is a messenger RNA of Moneuplotes crassus, 1029 nucleotides long. The record is from the annotation of a GenBank genome assembly. NCBI's taxonomy places the organism in Eukaryota, Ciliophora, Spirotrichea, Euplotida, Euplotidae.
UGGAGGAAAACCUAAAGCCCAAAAUUCUGGCUGAUAUGGACAAUGACUGCCAAAAGGAAUCAGAACCAAAGAGUUCGAAACAGCGGUCUAAAGAAUACAGAGAGCGAAAGAAAGGCUAUCUUAAACAACUUGAAACAAGAAUCGAGCGAUUAGAAUGUGAGAUCAUUGACUUAAGAUCACAAAAUGAAAGACUUAUCAAAGAGGUGGAAAUGAGCAAAGAAGAGAAAUAAAGAAAUGAAUUUAGAGGAAAAACUCAAAUUUCAUGAAGAUUACCUUCAUAACUCAGUUCUGAAGGAACUGAGACAUCAUCCUGAAAAUAUAAGAUUCACAAUGAUCUCCCAACAUACCAUCUCUGUCUCUGAAUAUAGUGAUCUAAGGAUCAACUUUAUCAAAGAACUAUUUAGAAAAAUCUUAGAAAAUAUGAACUCUCUUAGUGUUAAAGCCUCCUACGCAUGCAUGAAAAAUCUCUCUAAAAGAGAAGUUAAUGCUACUGUAAGUGGUAAACGUCGGUAUAAAUUUAUCAACAAAUAAAGUAAAGCAUGCAAAAGACUACCUCUUUGAUUACAAGUUUUCCGAUGAUGCUGUAAAGUAUUUCUGAAAGGAAGAUCACCCAGUCAAAAUUAUAUGCAGAAAGGUCAAAAAGCUAAAUCAGCAGUUAAUCAAACUCAGGAAUAAAAUCAUCAACACUUUUUACAUGCUGAGGUCUUGCCAGGAGGAGGGACAGUCCAUGCUGAAUUACACUAAAGAGGAUAUAGCCAAAUUCGGCUUGCUUGUUCAGAAGCUGAAAUCGACAAAGUUCCUAAGCCCACAUUAUCUCUGGGACAUUCCCAAGAAAGACCAUGAGAAAGAGUGCUAUGAUAGUGGAGAGUUGACUGAAUAAUUCACAAAUUUAUCUUAAUUUGUGUCUAAAAAUAUUGAUAACCAUAAUGUUUGGGAGAUACCGUAUAAUACCAAGACUAAUGAAGCUGACUUCUACGAAGGAGCUGAGCUGACUGAUACGAAUACUUAAUUGAAUAAUAAAAAUUCAAC